Messenger RNA from Aspergillus ruber CBS 135680, 675 nucleotides. RefSeq lists its product as uncharacterized. Bases 1 to 675 code for a protein of 224 amino acids. NCBI's taxonomy places the organism in Eukaryota, Fungi, Ascomycota, Eurotiomycetes, Eurotiales, Aspergillaceae. The record is from RefSeq and is a predicted model, not a curated record. The transcript has a single exon.
AUGCGCGCCCUCUGCUCCAACGUCACAUCCUCCCUCGAGGAGACAUGUGAAAACUACAACGACACCUCCGGAAUUCCGGUCUCCAACUGCACACUCACGCUUCAGAAUGAAGCAUCAGCAUGGCACGCCACCGGCACCCAAAUAUCAAACUCGAUUGCCUUGAUGGUUAACACCACGGAACAGCCUAUAGUUUACACCAACGCUACAUUGCCGGUCAUUCAGCGCGUCGAAGCGGCAGAAGCCAACGCCGUAAACGGCACAGAGGUAUCCAAGGCGAUCCUCAAUAAUCCUACUUACGCCGCAACCGAGUGCACCCUGCAACCGAUCGUUCGCAGUGUCAGGGCAUCAGUCAGCCGCUCCCGCUACAAGGAAGAUAAUCUCGCAGAAUGGACAGGAGCAGACGCGUUCAGCCAAAACGAGACCGCAAUUGUUGGGUACACCUUUGUCCCGAAUUGGAACGAAAGCCUAGGCGUGCACUCCGGCCAGAAGUUCACAUUGUCCCUAUUUAGCACCUUUACCAUAGCUGACUUCAUCUCCCAGCUUUUCUCUGGCUUUGCGGCCGCAAACAGCAUGGCCUUGAGAUUCUACCGAAAUUCGGAAUCAGAGUCGUAUGCGACAACCGAUGUGAUUGAUUUGCUUCUGUACGGAGUAUGUGCGGCGGGCGAAGGGCAUUGA